Lymnaea stagnalis (great pond snail) is the source of this 779-nucleotide messenger RNA. Lineage: Eukaryota; Metazoa; Mollusca; Gastropoda; Lymnaeidae. The record is from the annotation of a GenBank genome assembly.
CUGCACAUAGUAGGUUAUGGUGCUCAGUGGUUUAAGCCUACGACCGUCCAAGAACUGGUGCAACUCCUGGGACAGCAUCGGACAGAGAACUACAGGCUGGUCUUUGGAAACACUGGAUUCGGUGAGAAAUUUUUGAUAUGAUUUCUUUAGUUCUCGCUAAUUUUUUUGUUUACAUUUAUUAAUUACUUUUUUUUUUUAUUUGUAAUUUGUUGUCAAGUAUCAUUCAGAUUAGUAAUCUUUUCCUAACUGAUGCUUGAGAAAAAAAAUCCGAGACAUGCUUCCUCUGUCUAUAGGGUGAUUCCGUUGGUGUUGACAGGGUCAAGUUUUUUACCCUCCCUAGCGGAGAGCCUGCAUAUUUUCUAGAGUAGUUAUUAAUCCUUUUAGUUGUCUGAUUUCUCAUUAAUGUUUUAAUUUGUUGCCUCCUAUUUUUAACUUCAUGAUUUGGCAACCAUUUUAUGUUGAUGUUUUUACUAGAAUUAUUUCCUGGACUCAAGUACCAAACCGUGCUUAAUGAUAACACACAUUUGUGUUGUCUGAUAACCAAUAUAAACUUUAUCAAUACGUCAUAGAGAUAAUUCACCUUAACUGUAUUUUUUUUUAUUUUACUUUUAUUAUCUUUGGAUUCAAAUGUCUGCUUUGGUCAUGUUGAUCUUUUGAGUCCAGAUCUGUCAAUGUUAUCUUAAUGGCCAAUUUCAGGAGUAUAUCAGGAAUUUGGGCCAUGGAACUUUGAUAUACUAAUUGACAUAAGGGGAAUCAAAGAACUGUACACGAUUCAGGUU